AUGAACGAGAAAGGGAACGAGUCCAAGGCGACGGCGUGGGAUCGUGAGCAGGUCAAUAGCCUACGACACUUCCAGCAGCACUCGCGGCUGCACUUCAUUGGGCAGUGGAAAACGAAGGCGCAUGACCUCUUCAAGGCUUGGUUUGCGGCCCACCCCACCUGGAACCACGGCACCCUCUCCCAACAGUCACUAUUCGUGCAUCUCGACAUGGAUGCCUUCUUUUGUAGUGUUGCGUUGGCAAAGGAAGAUAAUGCGCACCUGCGGGGCAAACCAGUCUGCAUCGCCGCUGGAAAAGGCAACAGUGACAUCUCAUCUAGCAAUUAUAUUGCCAGGUCGUUUGGUGUGCGUGCUGGCAUGUACGUGAAUGCCGCGAAGGAAAUUUGUCCGGAGUUGUGUGUUUUGAGUUACGACUUGCCACGGUGUGAGGAGGUGAUUAAAACUCUUUACCGUAUCCUGUUUGAGCUCUCUCCGGAUGCAGUGAGUAUCGCCAUUGAAGUUUACAGCAUCGAUGAAGUUAUGAUUGCUUUUGACACGGAGAACUACGACACGGUGAAGCGUUAUUGCGCUGAUGUGCUCCAUGCCUUGGAGAGCACCACAAACUGCACCGCCUCAUGUGGGAUUGGGCCAAAUAUCAUGCUUGCUCGCAUUGCUACACGGUAUGCCAAGCCAAAUGGAGUAUACUUUAUUCCACCUCAAGAUGUACCAGGGCUCUUGGCGCAGUUGCCGUUUAAUGAGAUUCACGGAGUCGGAGAAGGUACCAUGGCGAAGCUGCGCCCAUUGUUGCGGCCAUAUUUGAAGGAUAUGAGCAUCAGCGAUGACGAUGUCCUUUGUUGCCAUGUGCAAAAGCUCUCUAAACUGCAGCUCCAGCGGACUCUGGGGCAGAAAUCGGGGGAAAAUUUCUUUAACCUCUGUCGGGGCACUGACACACGCCAAGUGUGCCGAACAGGUGACGAGGAGAACCAGCGUAUGUUGGGCAAAAAAGGACCUUCGAGCGUCAGCUGCUCCAUGAACUAUGCGGUAAGGCCGCUCACGCUGGAUGAUGUGUGGAGCAUUGUGAGACAGAUACUAGAGGUUGUCUGCGGCAAAAUGGAGCGAGGCGGUUGCACUAGCUCUGGCUUGCGUGUCACUCUGUUGGAACGUCAUCCACUGCACCCAAAGGAAACCCAAAAGUUUAUGGGGAGGGGAAGGUGUGUUGAAUUUCACAUUCCCAUUGCCUUUGAAACGCCUUUGCGAAGCUCUGAGCUGUCGCUCAUGCUAUCUCGAGUGAAGGAUGUCCUUGCACCCAUGCUUGUUUUUGAUCGACCAAUGACCGAUGAAGAGCGGGCGCGGGAGCUUGGCUUAGAUAACGAUGCAGAAUCAAGAGUUCUUUGGACUGUGAGUCUCAAGAGCGUGAAGGAAGUCGUGGUAUCUGACAUUCGUGGGAUGACAAUUCAGGCCACCGGCCUUCACGCGGGAGGAAGUGCGGUGGGUGGACGAAAACGCUCACACGAUGGGCAGCUUUCUCUUGUGACCGCCUUUUCAAGGGCCAUGGAGGGGAAACGGCAGCCGCCAGUGGUAGUGUCGAGCUCCCCCACCGACACCGCCCAUGCGGUGGAGAGUGCGUUUGAGCUGUCGGUCCUUGAGGAAUUGCUGGGUCGUGAGGUCGACGAGGCGUUUAUUAAGGACUGGAAGAAGGCUGUUCAAGAGGUCAGCCGACACACCGAUUACACGGCAGUCAAGGCCCUACUUCGCGUUGCUGCUCUCCAGUGCACGACAGAUGCAGGGCCGCGUGAGAUUAAGCAGCAAAUAUUUCAAGACCUUGUGGCGUAUGCAAAUACACUGUUACCUGUCCCCAUUACGUUUACUUAA
Messenger RNA from Trypanosoma conorhini, 1848 nucleotides. Its product is annotated as putative DNA damage repair protein. Gene Ontology annotation, cellular component: nucleus. Lineage: Eukaryota; Euglenozoa; Kinetoplastea; Trypanosomatida; Trypanosomatidae. Bases 1 to 1848 code for a protein of 615 amino acids. The record is from RefSeq and is a predicted model, not a curated record. Gene Ontology annotation, biological process: error-prone translesion synthesis; error-free translesion synthesis. Gene Ontology annotation, molecular function: deoxycytidyl transferase activity; damaged DNA binding; DNA-directed DNA polymerase activity. The transcript has a single exon.